Molecule: messenger RNA, 1874 nt
Organism: Phialemonium atrogriseum
Lineage: Eukaryota; Fungi; Ascomycota; Sordariomycetes; Cephalothecales; Cephalothecaceae
Product: alcohol oxidase
Exons: 2
Coding region: 45-1874 (609 amino acids)
Molecular function (GO): oxidoreductase activity, acting on CH-OH group of donors; flavin adenine dinucleotide binding
Source: RefSeq, a predicted model, not a curated record
AGAGCAACGGUUCCCAAGCGCAUCCGGACCAUCUCAAAGCAACAAUGCUUUGGCCCUUCCUCCUCCCCCUUCUCGCCCUCGGGGCCGCCGCCGCCGACAAUGCGACCAGCAGCUACGACUACAUCGUCGUCGGCAGCGGGCCCGGAGGCGGCCCGCUGGCCUGCAACCUGGCGCGGGCGGGCCACUCGGUCCUUCUCCUCGAGGCCGGCGAGGACCACGGCGACGAGGAAGAGGUGGCCCAGCUCGCCAACUUCAACGCCGCCGCCAACGACCCCAACAUGCGCUGGGACUUCUUCGUGAAGCACUCGGACGACCCCAACAGGGAGCUCAAGUUCCAGCACAUGGUGUGGCGCCGCACCGACGGCUCCUUCUACGUCGGCCAGUACCCACCCGCCUCGGCCACCCAGCUGGGCGUCUGGUACCCUCGCACGGGGACCCUCGGCGGCUGCGCCAUGCACAAUGCGGGAGUCUGCUUCCUGCCCUACGAUGAUGACUGGAACCUGAUCGUCAACAAGACAGGCGAUGAUUCCUGGGAGGCGUCGAAGAUGCGCAAGUACUUCGAGAAGCUCGAGAACAACACGUAUCUCCCGACCGGCACUGAGGGCCACGGCUCCGAUGGCUGGGUGCAGAUCAGCCAGGGGUACGGAGUGGUGCCGGCCAAGGGGAGUGACGGGUGGGUCCUCGACGAGCAGAUUGCCAUCGCGACAGGGCAGAAUACGUCGAAUCUGGCCUCGCUCCUCAAGCGCGACAUCAAUUCCGCCGACCCCAAGAGGGACGAGUCCACCGGCUUCUUCGCCAUGUCCGGCCACGUCGACCCGAACGGCAAGCGGACGGGUCCCAACGUCUACAUCAAGGCGACCCUCAACGAUCCCGCAAAGUACCCGCUCACCCUGAAGCUCAACAACUUCGUCACGAAGCUGCUCUUCUCGGACGACGCCCAAAACCCGACCGUCGUCGGCGUUGAGGUGGCCGAGGGCGCCAACCUCUAUCGCGCCUCCCCGCAUUCCACGGCGGGCGCCACGGGCAAGGUCUCGCGGUACUACGCCAACAAGGAGGUCAUCGUUUCGGGCGGCACCUUCAACACCCCGCAGCUGCUCAAGCUGAGCGGCAUCGGCCCCAAGGCCGAGCUCGAAAAGUACAAGAUCAAGGUGGUCAAGGACCUCCCCGGCGUGGGCGAGAACAUGGCGGACAACUACGAGGGCGGACUCCUCAGCGUCGCGAAGCGCGACCUCGUCGACAUGCCGGGCUACGCCGUGGUGAUGAUGCGGACACCGACGGCGCCGACGGCGCGGCGGAACAUCUUCGCCUUCUGCGGCAGCUUCAGCUUCGAGGGCUUCUGGCCGGGCUACCCGACCGACUACGGCGCAGGCGAGUACGAGUGCGCGCUCGUGCACAUGGCGCCCAAGAGCCAGGCCGGCUACGUGCGGCUCCGCAGCGCCGACCCCUUCGACACGCCCGACAUCAACUUCAACUUCUUCGCCACGGGCGAGGACGAGGACGUGACCGAGAUCCUGGACGCCGUCAAGACGCUGCGCAAGGGGUUCCAGGGAGCGCCCGGCGACAUCGGGCCGUGGGCGGAGCGGCACCCGUGCCCGGGCACCGACAGGGCUUGCACCGACGACGAGCAGAAGGCCCUCAUCAAGACGCAGGCCUACAGCCACCACGCGACCUCGUCGUGCGCCAUCGGCGGCGAUGACGACCCCAUGGCCGUGCUUGACUCCAACUUCCGCGUCCGCGGGGUGAAGAAUCUGAGGGUCGUCGACGCAUCUGCUUUCCCCGUCGUGCCGGGUGCCUUCCCGGUGCUUCCCACCAUGAUGCUGUCGGAGAAGGCGUCGGAGGUUAUCCUGGCUGAUGCCAAGGCUGGAUCCGCCUAG